UUUCAAACUUAUUUUUGUUACAUUUUCCAAGUAGCAGUGUUCUUUAAUUUUUUAUGGACUUCAACCCUUCCUUUACAAGUUCCACAAUAAAUCCAUGAUAUGGUGUGAAAAAAGCUAUUCCUUGGUCAGAUGCGAUUAAAUGCAAAAGAACUCUUAGCUGUUGCCUCCCAGCCUUCAUACAAGUUUGAUAAAGAGGGAGUGCUUUUUAUUCGGGAAAAACAGGAAGGCAUAUUUCGUCGAGGAGAUGUUUUUACAGAACGCUGGUUUCGUUUACGAGGGAAUCUUCUCUUUUAUUGCAAAAGUAAAGAUCCGUACUCAGAACCAGUGGGGUUAUUAGUUAUUGAACACUGUUCAGUGAAAGCUGAUCCAGAAACAGAAAACAUCUUUCCAUUCACUCUAGAAUAUGUGGGUGAUGAUCAUGGUGGUCAGCAGCUUGGGACAGCUACUGAGAUGGAGCGAGAGACUUGGAUGAAUAUCCUGCGUUCAGCCAGCUUUGAAUGUAUGAAGUCACAGGUCCAUUCUCUAAAGAACAAGUUGCAUCUUAAGAAAGGGAAGCUAGAUGUACAGAAACUGAGAGUGUAUUCUUUUGAAGAAAACCAAUCUCUCAGCCAAUUAAUGGGUCGUUAUGAUCCACUGCAGCAUGAGCCCUUUCUGGAACUUAGUUUAGUGUGUGACAAUUUGAAGUGUGAUGCUGAUGGACAGCCCCCCAACCCUAUGGUGCUAGUUUAUACAUGUCGCACCGUUCAGUCUUCUUGGGUACAGUUUGCUCAGACUGAAAUGAUUGAGAGAUCAAGCAACCCAUGUUUUCUGACAACUGUAGGAUUUCUAAAGAGAGAAGUUUCUCUUGCCAUGAGAGUGAAGGUUUUAGUGUUUGAUGUCAAAGAAAAGGUGACUGCGACGAGAACAUUGCUUGGAGAAUCUGUUUUCACUAUAAGUACUCUUCUUCAGACCCCGUGCAGAUUCCUGAGGCUUACUUUAAUUUCUCCAUGUUGUGAAAGUGUAGGAUUCAUUACUGUAUCUGCAAGGGAGCUCGAACCUGAUGUGUCUGUGAAUGAUAGUAACAGUCUCAUGUCAGUACCUUCAGACAAAGAACCUAUUUGGCCACUUGCUGAUCGGCAGCGUACGUAUUCCUUACCCACAUCUCUGCCAGCUAGAGCCACAACUCCUCUCCAUUCCCAAUUGAAGACACUCUUUGACAACAUCACCUCUCAGACAUACUGUUUUCAUACUGGUCUUGGAGCUGAAUUAAGGGUACAUGAGAUCAUGGCAGAAAGCAGGCUCUGUUUCUCACUACCUCAACUACUACUAAAUCUGUGGAUUCAAGAAGAAAGAAAAAUGAUGGAAUAUGUCCAAGCACUGGGUGAGCUUCGAAAGGAGUGGCAGGUUCAGCAUAGUGUAGCAUUGGAACGUCACCUUCAUCUCAUCAACACUUACACUCAAGCCUUGGAUAAGCUUUCUACUCAUCAAGGCCCGUCGUUUAAACCCUCAAGCAAAAAAGACAAGCAUUCUCUGGAAUUUGUGCCGGUCAACCUGCAUUUGCAGCGGUUAUGGGUGCAAAAUAUCACAAGCCGGAAAACUGCAGUGAGGGAUGUCAUAAAUGGGAGCUUUACUGCUUAUCCACACCAUUUUAAACAAGGAGGUCUGCUCAAAUUGCUCAUGCAGCUUAGGAAUUCUUAUCAUUUUGUAAGUAAGGAUAGCACAGGACAAGCUAUGGGGCCUGAUCGACUCUCUUGUGCUGCUGAGGCCAUCUUACGCAUUGACCAACUUCAGGAAGAGGUCGAAGCUGAGUUGCAGCAUUUGCUACAUCUGGCUAGUCAGAAAUCUUGUUCAUCCAUGCAGGAUAUAGUUAAUCAUAUUAGCAGUAAGGCUAAACAGCUAAUCCAUGUGUGUAACCCUAUGCUGGUAGAAGAGGCCAUAGCAGUGUGGGAAAGUGCCAAACCAGUUAUUGAUGUUACCCAGCUUACAAAGAAUUCCUCUCAAUCACAUACACAGUUACAUCUAGGUCAGUCAGUAGACAUAUGUGGAAUUAGCAGUAAGGAUCCUCCUGAUAAGGGUGUAAAGUUACAACGCCAGCAUUCAUUACCCAAUAGUGUAGACAAAUAUUUUAAUGGUGCUGGUGUAAAUGAAUCUUCUAAUCAAGAUCACAAUAUUCAAAAUGAAGAUACUGAACAAGAAUUAGCAUCAUGCCACAAUGAAAGUAGUAAAAUUAAUAACUGUGUGUCAGAAACGGGUGCCAAAGCUCUCUCUGCACAAACUUCAGAAUAUAAAGAGAAGGAAGGAGUGUUGGGUGAUCAGUUGAAAAGACGCAGUCUGUGUUUACCGUUAGGAGGUGUUGCAGAUGUCACACUUCAGAAGAAUAAUAUUGUAUUAGAAGAGCUGUCCUCACCCCUUGGCAUGUUUGAAGAAUUUGAACCCUUGGACCUAACACACUUGAAUAUCAAGGCCAGUACAAUGUGUAUGGCAAGCAAAGUACAACUAUUAACUAAUGAACUGGAAACAGCAAACGGUAGUGCUGUUAGAAAUUUGUCACCUACCAACGAGGUGGCAGAUUUACAUACAAGUAAUAUGAUCUGUCAGUCAAAACAACACAAAACUAAUCAAGAUUGGAUAUCUGAGCUCUCUCCUAGUGCUAGAAAGCUACGACAAGCUAUGCUUUGCCUUCAGCGGACGGCUCGGCUGACAUAUGGAUUUUUGUCACUUAAGGAACCACAUCACCGGGCUUCAAUGAGCUACAUGAUCAGAUAUAGGCGAGAUGUUGUAUUUUCACAGGCACUGACCACUUUAGUAACUGGUUUAAUGACAGUCUUAUGGUGCCAACAGCCAGAUCCUAUCUUUCUUAAUCAUUUAAUAUCAGCUGGCCUGCUAGCACAAUUCCUUGGACUCUUGAGUUGCUAUGGUGAUGAAAUGGGAAUGCUUGAAGAUAUGAUGGUAGGGGUGGAGGACUUGAGGAGGAUAAUGUUCUGGUUAGAACCAGCUCGUCAUAGUGAAAAUACACCUCAGCCUCGUAUAGAGGGAAACAGAGCCUUCCUAACUCUUGUUGUUCCUGCACCAGAAUCUGUGAUGUCAAUGUUACCUAAAGGAAAACAGCAUGGUUGUCGCUUCUCUCUUACACCGGUGUUCCUGAAUAUUGGCAUUAAUGAACAAGCCACACUUGCUGAAAAGUUUGGAGAUGUCUCUCUUCAGGAUCGAGUAAAUCAAGAAGGAGUUAACUUACUGAAAGAAUAUCAUCGGCGAUGUCAGAAGGCUCCAUCAAAAGUGGAAAAGUCUACUGUAAGAGGAAUUCGACUUCAGGAAGUUAAAGUAGAUGAACUGCUCGACCAGCUUCAAACCCAAGUACAAGCUCGAAAGAGUAAAAAUAUUAGCAUACUUCAUCUUGGGGCUGAGAUUUGCUCUCGACUUAAAGGACUUAGGUUCACUUGCUGUAAGAGUGGAAAGGAUCGCACUUCAAUGUCUGUAACAUUGGAACAGAGUGUGGUUCUGCAAAAUGAAUUUGACCUGGAUGAAAAGGAAGUCCCUCGUGUGUUGUCCUGCAUGCGAAGUGAAGGAACAAGACGCGAGAACACCUUCAAGAAUGUGGGUGUGAGGAAGUAUGCAUUCAACAGUUUACAGUUAAUGGCUCUACCCAAGCAGUACAGACCUCCACCUGGCACCUUUGGCAAUGUCCAGUCUUAGAACAAUUAACCCUAUGUGAUUGUAGCCAUUGUAUGCUUUUGUACAACUUAAACUGGUAUUUUGACUUACUGUGAGUAUGUACAAGUUGUUUCUUUAUAUGUAGAUAUGACUACUUUAACACAAGUAGAGUUCCGAUUGAUUGUCAGAACCCUGACAUGAUUUUGUUAACUUAAACUUUGUUAAUUUUGUUACAGUCAUAGACUACUUGCUCCAGCUGUUGUUAAUUGUAAUAAGAACUGAAUAUAUCCAGAAAUAUAUAUUUAUUAUGCUAUGUUAACAUAAAAGCUCUGACAAUUAAGACAUCUUUUUUAAAAAAAGCUGUAUUGAGCUAAAGUUUUAACUGGCUUUAGGUUUGCCAGACUAAAUUAUUUUUGAGACUGUCCAUUUGACAUUUGGAUUUGUACAGCUUAUGUUUCUGGUUAUUUUGUCUGGUAAGGAUCAUACUUGUUUAGAUAGAUAAAACUAAUAGCUUUUAAGACUUAAUUUUUUUUCUCCAGAACAUUAAAGAAAUUGCCUGUAUUUUCAAUGCAGUAAUUUUUUUUUAGUUGUAUUUUACUCUCAACCAAAACAAAUUUCUCUUUGUGCUUAAUAAUUUUUAAGUUUUAAAUAAUUAUGUCAUAAACAAUGCAACUUUAGCUAAAGGCUAGAUAAGAAAUGUUAGUAAUAAAAGCAUCUCUGAUCAUUUGUAAACCACUGAACAAACUGGACUCAAACUAAUUUGUUUAAGAGAUCUACGUCUGACAAUUUGUUAUACAAAUUAAUAUACUGUGUUCUUGUAAAGAAUAAAUAGCCCUGGGUGAAAUUAUUAUUAAUAAGGGGAAGUUUUAAGCAACCACUUUUUUUUUUCAGAUGUAAUUGUGGUCUGUUGUGGAUGUUCAAAUUGAUACUGGAUAGCAGAGUUAAUUAUGUAAUAUUAUUGAAACACAUUCAACUGGGAGAUAAUACAGGUGUAUAUCAAUGGUAUGUUAAACAUAACAAGGAGGAGGUGAGAGUAGAUGUGAAGAAUGUUUAUGAAAGGUGAAAAAUAGAAAUGUAUAGUACAUAUAAUAAAAUUAAAAAGGCAUUAGAACCACAUACCUUAAAAAAGUUUAAAAACAAAUUACAGGUUUGUGGAGAUAGUAGAAAACAAAUGAAACCAGAAACCUGGUGUUUGUUAAACCAAACAAAGAAUACAAACUGACAAAAACAUUUUUUUCAAACAUUAUAAGCAAAUAUGUAAAACAAAAACUUAAUGACAAAAAAGAAGCAAAUAUGAUAUAACAGAAGAACAAUCCUAGCUUUCUGAGGAGUCUAGCCUUCUUAGUCUGGAUGAAGUGUAGAGCUGAAAGUGAAACAAUAUAUACAUCUUGCUGUUGUAGAAUACUAACAUAAUGAUCAUAAAACAAAAGCUGCUUGUUCCAGUCUAAUAAUUUUACAAAAUUCAAGUUUAUCUCUUUAAAAAAAGAAAGAAAGCAAGGUUUCAGCUUUCACUCCUCUAGGUAAACAUACCACCUCCCCCCCAACCUCCAAAGUUGAAACAACUUUCAUCAGUGUUAUGUUAAUAUCAAAUGAUAUUAAAAGAGUAUUAUGACUUAUUCCUAUCCACUGGGGAACAUAUAAGAAGUGAUAAAGUUAUUAAUCAGUGCUGUAUUCCUAAAAAAAAUGCACCUUUAUUAUUAAUUUUGAUCUUACAAUCUCCCUUAAAUCAUCCAUAGCUUAUUUAGCUGUGUGGUAUGCUUCAAUUCAAUCUGGUACAUAAAAAUCUAAUAUAAACAGCUGCAGAUUUUUUUAUGCUUCUCUAUAGUCAUGUUGCAAUCUGUUGGAGUGGUGAUCAGGAAAUGUACUUUAAGAAUUUGUGUGCAACCAGGCUGUCAUCUCCAUCAACAGGCUACUUCCAUGGUGUUAGUCCUUUUACUGUAUUUAUUAGCCCAUUUAUUUAAGGCAGGUUUAGAAGCUGUUUUUUAGCAAGUUUAACUGCAGUAACACAAUACACACUUUCAUGUUUCCAUAAUAACAAUAUAAUCAUAACUGGCUGCAGUAACCAUCCUGAAAUCAUUGGAAAUACAGAUACCAGCUGUGUGAUUGUUGAGUUGUUUUUAAUUGAUAACCUGAUCUUGACAAUAUCACUUUUCAGUUUACUGGAAUAAAUCAAAACUAAUCAUUAUAUACAGUUACUCUCUUAUAAUGCUUACAAUUCAUGCUUAAUUAAACAUAUUGCUAUUGAAAAGGAGCUUUGAAAAAAAUACAUUAUAUAACUCCUUAAAAAUUAAAUGUAACAGUAAAGAAGUAAUACAAGAAAAGACUGAUUAUGUAAGUUUAGUAGGUUGCUCUAACUUACUAACAAAUUAGACAAGAGGAUUUAGGUUUGAGUGUUAAAUCCACAUGUAAUAUUUGUUGGCAUUUCAUCUUGAAGAAAAGUGGGCUUCCUUGAAAGAUAAAUUUUUUUAACCUUGUUUAGUUUUCCUUUAAUGUCAUUAUUAUGUUUUAUUUAUUUAUAAGAUCCCAAAAUGUUUUUUACCAGAUUCCGUUCUGUGUUUUAUUCAUUUACUCUAGCUACACCAGCUUCUGAUUUACUGUUUUUACAAUAUUUAUUCUCACCAGUAAGUACUUUUUUUAAAUAAUGAUUAUAAAUUAGACAAUAACAAAUAGAAAACUAAAUAUGGAGAAGUGUUCAUUCCAAUUGACUGCAUUGAUCCAACAUUGUAAAUUAACUUCCUUUAAAAAAAUAUUUUCUGUUGAUCAAUGUAUUUUUAAGUUUACUUAUUAAAAAUUCCUUGAGAUUGUGUUCUUUACAUUUCAAGUGCAAUCCUGUUAGUUGUUCAGCACUGGAUAUUGUGUUGUGUAUUAUCCUGUAACUGUUUGUGUUUUUUAACAUGAUACAAAUGCUCUCUGGUACCGUCUUCAAAUCGUGGGUUUGCAUGUCCAACAUAUAGAUGUUAUAUAAUGUCCAUAUUUCCAGCAUAUUACACAACAGAUUAAAUACUGGGUUGCAUGUAAAACACACACACACUGUGCAAAGUAGUUAACUUUUGGGUCUUUUCAUAGAUAUAGUCAUUGCCUACUGGAAAGUUUGAUAUUUCUUGUGAAUACUUGAGAUUGCUGUGUAAAAGUAAAUCAAUGUUGUAUCUUGUCUGUUAGCCAGUUUUGCUUUUAAAUUGUACUAGUACAAAGGUUGAUCUUCAGUGUUGUUUAGUUAUUCAUUAAUGUCUUUGACUCUCGUUAUAACUGGAGAUAUUCUACUGUUCUUUUGUUUGUUAGGGUGUGCUGAGGUUUUGUUGUAAAGUGCAUACUUUUAUUGGCUGCAUCAGAAACUAUGGAUUUUGAGUAAUCUCUGUUGUUGACAGAAGUUCAUCGUUAAUUGGUUUCAGACUUGUAAUCCUUGUCAUCAGUGCUGCAGAAACUGUGAAUAUGGGGUACAUUAUUGGUGUUGUAAGGUUAAGGGGAACUGCAACAUAAAUUUGAGUGAAAAACUGUACCUUUGUGAUCAGCAAACUUAUAAUUAAGGCAUCUCAUUUUUGGUUUUAAUCAAAAAACACCAAUAAAUCAUCUCUGACACAAAAAAUCAGUAUUUUUUCCAAUACACACCACAAAUGGUUAUUCAGUUUAUUUUACAUUAACACCCCCCCCCCCCCUUCCAGAGUUACUGUGCUUGCAAGAUUUAACUCUUUCCAUACAGACUAUAUUUCUUUAGAAUAUUACUCUGAAAGAAAAAGAACACUUUUCUUCCAUUAGUGGUAAGUUUGUUUUAUAUAAAAAAUUAGGUGCUCUUAAAAAGCUUUAACUGUUAUUAUUCCCAUAAGAAAAAUUAGUGUGCAGAGAAUAUUACAGUAUAUCAGUAUCCUCAUUACGAUGUUAAAAGUGAAAACUCCAACAAUUAGAUUUUAAGGUAUCUACAAAAAACUAAAAAUAAACACCGAUUUAAAAAAAAACUUCUUGUAAUAGAAUGUUUGUAUUUCCAUACUAUUGAGGAAUCAUAUAUUUUACAAUGUAAUCUCAAUAUCAAUUAAUAAAUGCUAAAUUUUAAUUUUCCAGCAGCACCAAUUACCUUUAGUAUUUGCCAUAACGUAAAGUCAUUGAGGAAUAACAAUAAAUCUGCUAAAGAAAUGUAUUAAGACCACAAUUUCAAGGACUUAAGAUCUUGCACACGUGUAUUUAAUGAUUUGUUCUCCAUAGUUGAUAAAACGUUUUCUAUGUUGAAAUAAAGCGUGGCAAAUAAUAAUUGGUGGCAUUAUAUCAUCAUAGAAAGAAAUAGGGCAGCUACACACAGAUGUAAUGGUAUGUUCGAAGUUAUUCUUCUGUGAGUUUUUAACAUAGAUAAUACUAUUCAGUAUACAGUAUGAUCACUAAAUAAUGAAGAUGCUGAAUUUACACAUAGCAUAAGUUCCGACAAAAUUGUAAUUUUGAACAACCAUUGUUUUCUGUCAUUGUUAGACUUGGUACCAUUUUUAGCAAGUAACUUAAGUAGUGGGCUUAAAAUAGUUGGAAGGCACAGUAAACAUAAAAGCUUUAACCUAUAUUCAUACAUGAUUGGGGAAUGGUUUAUGAAUAAAAAAUAUAUUUGUUUCAUAUCAUUUGUAUUUUGAAAAUACAUCCUGUACACACACGUUAUGAUGAUAGUGCUUUUCGAUUAUACAAACAAUACCAUUUUAAUUUGUCUGUUCAGUGGUUUAGAAAUUCUAUGCUUUUCUUUUAUUGUUAGCUAUGUGAUCAAUAAGAUUAUUAUGGUAACAAAUACCAUCACAACACUUAUAUAUUUUCCACAAUUGUUUUUAAUAGUUAUAAUUAUUAUGGAGACUUAUUUCAAAGUAAUUAAUGUACAGGGUGAGAACACUUGUCAGAUAGAAAAGAAUGCCUGUCCUAGGUAUGUGCUUGUAGCUUUCCCAGAGCAAAUUUCUGAAGCUUUUUGUAUUUUUCAUACAGCCAUGUUUUCUGGUUUAUUAAAUUAUGGUUGAGUAGUUUAUUCUGUUACUUAAAAAGGUCAAUUAAACAGAUCAGUACAGUUCAAUUGAGAAUACAUAAUUGUUGUCAUUCAUGUGCCGUUGAUGUAAAUAUAUUUCUCUAGAAUGUAGCAGGAUAGGUUCUUUUGUUUUAGAGAGAACUUUUUUUCUUCCAAAAUCCUAUUAAAUUUUUGCUAAGAUAAAAAUUAAAAUGUUUUGAAAGUUUCUACAUUCCACACACAGUUUGUGGCAGAUUUUUUAUGAGAUUUGUAUAUACAUGUUUUUAGUUUAUACAGUGACCUUACAUUUUCUUUGUUAUUUUUUCUUCAAUAUAUACAUAUCAU
Molecule: messenger RNA, 8932 nt
Organism: Limulus polyphemus (Atlantic horseshoe crab)
Lineage: Eukaryota; Metazoa; Arthropoda; Merostomata; Xiphosura; Limulidae
Product: type I inositol 3,4-bisphosphate 4-phosphatase-like
Cellular component (GO): cytoplasm
Molecular function (GO): phosphatidylinositol-3,4-bisphosphate 4-phosphatase activity
Source: RefSeq, a predicted model, not a curated record